This is a messenger RNA of Rotaria sordida, 1059 nucleotides long. NCBI's taxonomy places the organism in Eukaryota, Metazoa, Rotifera, Eurotatoria, Philodinida, Philodinidae. The record is from the annotation of a GenBank genome assembly.
AUGAUAUCAUCGGAUGAUGUUUAUUUUUCACUAGUUACAAUCGAUAAUGAUCUACCAUCACCAGCACCAUGCCUUACUAAUUCGGCUGCUCUACCAAAUUUUCUGGAUAAUUUUUUAAUGGAAUGUAAUCUAUUAGAUCCUGAUAAUAUCGAUAUAGAAAUUGAUGAUUUAUUCGACGGACGAAUCGAAGGUUUCGAUCAAGCACAAUCAAUAAUUUUCGAUGGAGAAUUACCUAAUUUGCUUGAACAGCCUAUAUUCUCGUCGGACGAGCAUUCAACUGCUAGUAUAAGUGAAGUUGUGGAGACAAUUCAAAACGAUUCCACAGUGAUCGAAACAUCAGAUUUACAUGCUCAUUCGAAUUUUAUCAGUAGUACUCAGUUAUAUCAAACGGGUCAAUCAUUAAAAUUAUUUAUAUCACCAUAUCCAUUCCAACGUGCUCGAUAUCAAUCAGACCUUGAGCGAGCUCUUCAUUAUAUAUCUACACCCGGCAAUAAUUGCAUUGAAUUUGAGAUGCUCAAUCUUCGACGUCAUAUGCCAGCGAACACAUCUGCUAUCAUGCGUAUAACUCGCACCACAAUUCCAUAUGGUCCUGAUCGAAUUGUAUGUUGUCAUCCAUAUCCUUUAUGGAUAAAAGAUGAACAUGCAAAAGUUCAUCAUAGUUCUUUACUUACUGAUAUAACUGAUCAAAUAAUGAAUAAUCAAUCAAUUAAAUGCAAAAAUAUAAUCAUGCAACGAUUAAAACAAGAGUCAUUAAAGAAAAUUACAGGAUGGCCAAUCUAUUCAUCCAAUCAACUCGAUUGUAAUGGUUUCUAUUCACCUGAUACAAAUAAACCGAAAACUAUUAUUGAGAACUAUGAUCUUCGUUAUUCUGUCUUGCAUUUUCAAAUAUUUUUCGUCGAUGAAAAUCAAAUUCCCUAUCCAACUGAUUUAUCAUGUGAAACAACACCUAUUUUUGAAUAUGAAAACGAAGAGCGUGAGAAUCUUUCAGCGAUUUGUGGUUCUGAGGGAAAACGUCAAACUAAACGUCGACAACAACAGAAAUCGAAUACGGUAUUUUAA